Messenger RNA from Rhipicephalus microplus (southern cattle tick), 3194 nucleotides. RefSeq lists its product as uncharacterized. The record is from RefSeq and is a predicted model, not a curated record. NCBI's taxonomy places the organism in Eukaryota, Metazoa, Arthropoda, Arachnida, Ixodida, Ixodidae. Gene Ontology annotation, molecular function: protein binding.
AGCGCGCUCGGGACGCUGCUAGAGAGUUUCGAGCGCGUUGUCGCCGACGUCCUCGCCGAGCGCACGGUCCAGCGACGCGCGCGGCACUGCGGUCGCGGACCCCGCCCCCCUCCCUUCACUCGGCGGUUUGCCGCCUUUUGCAGUGAAGUCCCUCCUCCUCCUCACCCGCUCGCUAGCGUCAAGCCUAUGCGUCUCCCUACCUCGCUUUCUCUUCCGGUGAUUUCACCUGUGCGUACAACGCCGAGUUUCACGUUGCUCUGAUCGAAGGGCUUGGCACACACUACUUUUUGCGACAUGCCGCGCGAAGCUUGAAAGAAAACUGCGUGGUCCGUAGGGAAGUGUGGGAGUCGCCGCUGACAUGGAGCGUCGGAUGAGACUAUUUGCCCCACGAAGUGUCGGACAUCUGUUCAGAUACGCUGCACUCCUGGCAUAUUCAGUAGUCGCCCUCACCUCGAGGGGUGUGUCAGAAGCCUCAGGCUCACCAAAGUUAUGCGACUCAACCUACCAGCCAAUGUACUGCCGCUGCAACGUGGAAGACGGCGACGGCGAAGACCCCAGCGACGUGCAGUGUUUCAUCACGGCCCAGUUCGCGGCGGACGACGCCUUCCUGAAGAUCUUCGAAGGGCGAGCGUCCGUGGAGUCGCUGGGUUUCACCACGUACGCAUCAGGCACCCACAAGAUGGACUUCAUUCCGAGCGACACUCUGAACCGUAUGCCGGGCCUUGAGAAGCUCAAGUUUUCACAGAUGAACCUGGGCGUGCUAAGGAAACGGGCCUUCUACAACUUAAGUAGACUGGCCGUGCUUUCGUUGGACUCCAACGAGAUUACAGACCUGGAGAAGGAGGCCGUCUCGCACUUGCCGAGGCUUCGCAAGCUCGAACUCGCCGACAACAAUCUGACGACCUUAUCCGCUGGAGUCCUGACAGAGCUGCCGUCCCUUACGCACCUCUAUUUAGAAAAGAACCAGAUCACGACUAUCGAAGACUUGGCUUUUGUUCAGCUGAGCAGCCUCAGCGAGUUGGACCUCAGCGACAACGUCAUCGAGAACCUCGUGGAAGGGACGUUCAAGGGACUCGACCAGCUCACUCGCCUGGACCUGUUUCGCAACAAAGUUCGCAGGCUUGGCGCCCGCGUCUUCGGCGGUGCGCCCAUGCUGGCAGAGUUGGAUCUCAAGUACAACUCCAUCGACGAAGUGGACCCGCUGGCGUUCGACGGCCUUCCGCAGCUGGCGAUCCUGUACCUGUCGUACAAUCGGCUGCGUGUGCUGCCGGCCAACAUGUUCCUGGGCGCUCCCAACCUGAUGACCGUGGACCUGUCGCAGAACAAGCUGGUCACGCUCACGUGGAGGACGCUGCAGGACCUGGUCAACGUCGACGAACCAUCGUUCGAUCUUAGCCUCACCGGAAACCAAUUCAGCUGUGACUGUCGGAUCGCUUGGAUGCUGCACCUGGAGAACGUCACCCGCAGCGACAAAUUUCGCCGGGAACUGCGUCACGUCAAGUGCGACUUUGACGUUGCCGACGGUGCUCCGACUGCCAAGCCGGGUAGCGGAAGUUCUUCCAAGGUGGCCAGACUGAGCUUAAAGCAACUAGGCUGCCGCGAAGAUUACAAGCAUCCCAGUUUGAGUGGUCCCCACGGUGUUUCCCCAUCCUCCCCAUUCCCGAACCCUGACAGCCGCGAUUACGAAGAUUUGGAUGAUGAUAACGAUGGUGCUGAGCCGACUGCGGCCGGCAAGCUUGACAACGUAGGUAGCGUAACCAACAUAGGCCAAGACAUUGCUGAAUCGAUUCCUACAGUAGCGCUACCCGCAUCCGGUACUCGGGGAGAAAAAGAAGAGGCUGCAGAAGACGUCAGCGGGGACAUCCCUAUUUCCAAAAACGACAUCGACACGGUUCUCAGCCAACAGAAGGCACUCGAGAAGUCAGAACCUCCACGCAAGCCUAAGCCUCGUCCUGAAGGCGUGAACAGCGGAGCCUUUAGCGACUUCCAAGGGCCAAGUUCUGCCGGCAUAAUUGUGACGUCAUUCAUCACCAUGGCGAUAUCGAUGGACAGAUGAUGAGCAGGUAAUCUCAAAGAAAUCGCGGACAUGUGUUACACGAGACGCAAGCGGUUUUCGAAACAUCCAAGUCAGUUUCCUUGUUUGCUUCCCUGCUGCCGUCUAUAAUGGUCGUACUACGGCAGCACUUCGUGCGGUGCGUCGAAUGUGGUGCGCUAGCCUAUACACACCACUGACAGGGUGUGUAGAACUGUGAUUUCUUGUAGUCGAUUGCUGCUUUUGUGUUAUUCAGCGUGCGAGCAACUGCACAUUGUGUUACGAUGAGUCUUGGUGCAUCUGGUCGUUCAUGAGGGAGUGAGAAAAAAUACAUAAGGAUGUGAGAGCAUUGAAAGGAAUGCAUCCUCAGUCGCGGAAUCUGACUAGCGAACGUGGACAUAAGUACAGAUAUUUUGAACUGCGUUAAGUACAUUCGGGUUGGUAUAUAUUAUUUCAGCGAAUAUACCUUUGUUUUAGCUGAUUUGAGAGAGUAUUCAAUAUGUGCUUCUUUUACAGCAGCUAUAUGAGCAUUACCUCAUUCACUUUUAUUCUGUCUCCCGCGAAUAUUCAUGAAACAACGUUUUAACUAAGUCUCCACGGCAAUAUUUCGUAUGUAAGCAAGUGUUCCUGAGUGUUUAAAGCCUUGUUCUUGAUAGGCUUCGUUCUGUACAAGCAUUGCUUAUGAAUAAUACCGUGUGUUUCACGUCCCAAAACCACGAUACGAUUAAUGAGGGACGCCGUAGUGGAGGGCUCCAGAAGUUCUGGCCACCUGGUGUUCUUUUAUCGUGCACUCACAUCGAACAGAACACGGACCUCGACCACUUCGGCUCCACCAAAACGCGACCACCGUGCCCGAAAUCGAACCUAGCACCGGAACCGAGCACCGCAGCCGAUCCCUGUAACCGCAACGCCACCGCGCUGCGCCAUUGCGUAUUUGCAGGAGUCAUGUAGCCCUCGAGAUAGGCAAAGUUUGAAGCGUUCAGUGAAAAUGCUUCAAUCGCGUGGCAAAAAGGUGUCCUCACAACGCAAGGCUUUUUGACCUUAUCAGUUUUUCAGGAACUGCGACAUGCAUGUGUCAAAUACGAUGGCGGCCUAUGAUGCCCCUGUCCGAGAAGCCACUGUUAAUUUUGUGUACAGUGCUACAUUAGGCUUUGAGCCCUUA